Messenger RNA from Aspergillus ochraceoroseus IBT 24754, 2984 nucleotides. RefSeq names its product CCCH zinc finger and SMR domain protein. Gene Ontology annotation, molecular function: RNA binding; metal ion binding. NCBI's taxonomy places the organism in Eukaryota, Fungi, Ascomycota, Eurotiomycetes, Eurotiales, Aspergillaceae. Gene Ontology annotation, biological process: negative regulation of DNA-templated transcription. The record is from RefSeq and is a predicted model, not a curated record. The transcript has 3 exons. Gene Ontology annotation, cellular component: nucleus. The coding region runs from base 476 to 2698 and encodes 740 amino acids.
CUUUCCUCUUUCUUUCCUCUUUCUUUCCUCUUAAUCUUCUGCUUCGUUUCAGAUUUGUUAGUGGGGUGUUUUUUUUGGUUUCCCCCCCCCCCCUAAAUCGCUCAUUUGAUGGCUAGAUACGAUGUGAUCAACCGUGGACCGUAAACUGUCCCCUUUCGCGUACCUGUUGCUGUUCACUGACCACCACCACCACCACCACCACCUCAUCCUCCUCCUCUACUCUGUACAUCCUCUAAAUAUCUCUAAAUGCUCUGAAACAACAAUGGAAUCCGACCUUUAAUUCGUUGUUUUCUUCCUGCGACUAUUCACCACUCGACUGACUGCCUACCUACAUUGCGGACUCCUUAUCCUCCGUUACCCCACAUCUCGCUGGCUUUCCCGUCUCUCCCUGACACUCAUCCGCCUUAUACCUUAUACCUCCCUUCCUUGACUUUAUUCAUCUCUCCAUUUCCCAUUCGACACUACCACUCUCGGCAUGGUCGUGGAGGAGCUCCUGGAGGAUUGCUUGCAGAUCCUCCAGGAUAAAUCCCUUGAUGAAGAAGAACAGGUCGAAAAGAUCGAGGAAUUUCUUCGUGGAAAGACCUCCUUAUCAGGGGCAUCUCUCGAAAAUGCUGUCCUCGACAUUCUCUGGCGGCAUCGAAAUCGCUCCCUACCAGACUCCUCCCCCCCGCCUCCUCGUCAUACCAUCAUCCGUCGCUCAUCCCCUGCUCCCUGGCAGAUGGCUCGAUCGUCUACUCCCCUGUCGCCCCAUUCCAACCUAGGGACUAGUCCUGGCAGUACGUCCUGGUUACAAAGCUCGCGAGGUGGCUUUUCGCGUCCGCCUCUAUCCUCCACUGUGUCGCCCUUCACAUCUCCUCGCCCCUCUCCAAGACUCGCCCUUGCCCAGCCAAUCCCGCAUUCCCCCAAUUUAAACGCGUACGAGUUCUCAGAUCAAAGCCAGGUGUCGGAUUUCUACGGGGAUUUUGGAAAUGACAGCAAUGUGGAUUGGCUAGUCGCCGACGACGCCAACAGCACCACCUCAUCCCUGGGAGGGCUGAGUGUGCAUGGUGGAUUAAGCGCCACGGCGCCAGAAUUUGUUCCGGAUAUGAGCCCCCACGAUAUCUUACGCACUGUCCUUGGGGAUAAACGGUCGAAUGAUGAAAUCGAAACCGCCUUGGCUGCGAAUGGCUACGAUCUCGGCGCCACGAUUGCGUCCUUAUCCCAAUCAGUCGAUGGGGAGGUCACUUUGAAUUUCCAAGAUGGCGAUAGUCGCGUCGUGGUGGGCAAGUCUAUGUCAAUGGACUCUGCCCGAGGAACCGCUUCUCCAGCUCACAAUCGCAGCCCGGUGGUGUGCAAAUACUGGCUAUCUACUGGCCAAUGUCUCCGCGCAGACUGCCGUUUUAGCCAUGAUUUAACCAGCCACCUUUGCAAGUAUUGGGUGAUGGGAAAUUGCUUAGCAGGUGAUGGGUGUCCCUUUUCUCAUGAUCCUUCCGCCCUUGUCGCAAAUCUUAGUGUUGGGGAUCAGUCCGCUACACCUACUUUCCUUGUAGAUGCUGCGUCGGAUGCCUUUCCACCAUUGCAGUCAGCUGGGUCAGCCGAUCAAUGGGUGAGCCAACUUGGGAUUAAAUAUCCUGGUUAUUUAUCGGGUCUUUCAGCGGGUAAGAACUCCCCCACCUUGCAGCUUGUAAAUGGCAAGCGGAAUGGGAGUAUGACAAGUCUGUCUCGCCCCCACUCACGACCAGGAAGCCGACAUCAGAAUCGUGAAUUAAAUCCGGCUGCUCCGUCUGUUGAUGAUCCGGAUGCUUUUCCUACUUUGGCCGCUGUCGGCGCCAAAAACAGCGGAAAGAAGAGUCACGGGAAACGAGGAGCGCAGAACCGGGAAAACAAUCUAAACAGGGACAACACCCCAACAUCCCUAGCAGAUGUGGUUCGGAUGUCUCCCUCCCCCGCUCCCGGGAAGGGGAAAUCUUCUUCGAAACAUAGCCGGGAAGGCGCCAAAGGCCGCGAACAUAGCGCGGCUGCACAGUCAAUUCCGGCGCCGCAAAACAUCCCCUGGCUUGAGACCGGUUCUCGCACCAACCAGCAAUAUAUCAAGUACCGAACCGAAGCUAUUCGCCAUGGUACAGUAAGGAACAAGUUCCUUCAGAGUGCUGCUCAAGCCUGGAAUCGAAAUGAUGCCAGAGCAGCGAAAGCUCUUUCCCUGCGCGGCCAGGCGGAAAAUGAAGCCAUGCGCAAGUGCCAUCGUGAAGCCGCACGGCAACUGUACGAAGAACGUAACAAACACCUGCUUACCGCUGGCUUGGACGAUGCGGCCGAGGAACUUUAUGUUGACCUCCAUGGCCUCCAUCCGGAGGAGGCGAUUGAGUAUCUGGAGAAGAUCCUCCUGAAGCAUGCUCGGGAAGGUCGACGUGUCAUUUAUGCCAUCACCGGCACGGGCCAUCAUUCUAAGAACGGCAAGGACAAGAUUGGGAAAGCCGUCAAAGCAUGGCUAAACGAGUGGAAGUACUUGUUCCGCGAGUUUAGCGUGCCAGGAGAGCGAGGAGGGUAUGUUGGGGGAAUCUUGGGCAUUGAUCCCACCAGCUACGAUAAAGCCCUAGCAAGGAGCCUCGAAGAGAGUGGGGAUGGGAAAGACGAAGACGAAUCUUCGGGGAACCAGCCUGUUCUAACCAUGGGCAAGAUCCAGCUCCUCAAGAGAGGGGACAUGGACUUGAAGCAAUAACCCAACUGUAAACAUAUAUCUCAUACGCUUCGAAGGACAGGGGGGUGUGGAUUAGAGGGGGUAAAGCGCUCUAUGUAUGAUCCCGUUUGAUGCCAACCUAUUCUAUCACCUUGUUUCCGCUGCGCGGUUAUGCAAGAACUCCGGCCGCGAAUGAUCAACUUCUAUUGAACUCGAGAGACGUGGUUUUGAAGUAACAGUACCAUUUGUAUCCGCAACGCACUCUGUAGAUAAAAAAAAAAAAAGCCCCCAGAUCUCUAUAUGGCUUCAGCUGCCUACUGUAUUGAAG